Molecule: messenger RNA, 3456 nt
Organism: Rhea pennata
Lineage: Eukaryota; Metazoa; Chordata; Aves; Rheiformes; Rheidae
Gene: ATG4B
Product: autophagy related 4B cysteine peptidase
Exons: 13
Coding region: 718-1680 (320 amino acids)
Molecular function (GO): protein-phosphatidylethanolamide deconjugating activity
Source: RefSeq, a predicted model, not a curated record
CUGCCCCUUCUCUCUCUUCAGUGGUGCCACCGCCUGGACGGGGGCCCGAGGUGGCGGGGCGGGAGGGGAAGGCGGUUUCUUUUCCCUCAGGAGCGAGCGGUAACUUGUGUGUUGGGGCCCGGCCCGGCUGCCUGCCUGCUCCCUGCACUGCGGCCCUUCGAGGCCUGCAGCGUUGUUGUGGGGGCUCAGGGCCUCCGUUGGGGGAGCUUACCCUGGGAGCCGCGGCGGCCGCCGGUGGGCUGCGUGGGGGCUUUAUCCUUUUGCCUGCAGCUGCCUCGGGCAGCGAUCACCCAGCUGAAGCAAGGGGAGAGGGUCCAGGCUGACAGAAACCCCCUGGGGGCCCUGGCUGAGUGGUGGCAGGUGGAGAGCCUGGGCUCGUGUGCACCAGGCCUUUUGUCAUUGGGAGGAAAGGCUGAGACACCAGUUCCAAAAAGCUGGAGACGUUUCUGCAUCACUUUCUGGAAGAAACACUUGUCCCUGACUCUAGGAGAAGGUAGCGGCAAGCCAGCUACUCUUACCUAUGACACCCUCAGGUUUGAGUAUGAAGACUUCCCUGAGACCAAAGAACCGGUUUGGAUACUAGGCCGAAAAUACUGUGUUUUUACAGACAAAGAAGAGAUCCUUUUGGAUGUGACGUCUCGACUUUGGUUCACCUACAGAAAGAACUUUCCUGCUAUUGGAGGAACUGGUCCCACAUCUGACACUGGCUGGGGCUGUAUGUUGCGGUGUGGCCAGAUGAUCUUCGCUCAGGCCUUGGUCUGCAGGCAUUUGGGCAGAGACUGGAGGUGGAUAAAAGGGAAGAGGCAGAUGGAUAAUUACUUCAGCGUACUUAAUGCCUUCAUCGACAAAAAAGAUAGCUAUUACUCCAUUCAUCAGAUAGCCCAGAUGGGAGUUGGAGAGGGGAAAUCCAUAGGCCAAUGGUAUGGACCAAACACAGUAGCACAAGUCCUCAAAAAACUUGCCGCUUUUGAUACAUGGAGUUCACUGGCAGUGCAUGUAGCCAUGGACAACACUGUAGUGAUGGAAGAAAUUAGGCGGUUGUGCCAGUCCAACUUCUCAUGUGCUGGAGCUGCAGCAUUCCCUACUGUGGAGUCAGACCUGCUCUAUAAUGGGUACCCAAAGGAAGUAGAGGUUAGAGAUAGGCUCUCGCUAUGGAAGCCAUUGGUGCUGCUGAUACCUCUCCGUCUUGGGCUCACAGAAAUCAAUGAAGCCUAUAUUGAAACACUAAAGCACUGCUUCAUGAUGCCCCAGUCCCUGGGAGUGAUCGGAGGGAAGCCAAACAGUGCUCACUACUUCAUUGGCUACGUAGGUGAGGAGCUCAUUUAUCUGGAUCCUCAUACUACACAGCCUUCAGUGGAGCCCAACGAGAGCAGCUGUUUCCCUGAUGAAAGCUUCCACUGCCAGCACCCUCCCUGCAGAAUGAGUAUUGCUGAGCUUGACCCUUCCAUUGCGGUGGGUUUUUUCUGCAACACAGAGGAGGACUUUAAUGAUUGGUGCCAGCAAAUCAAAAAGCUGUCCCUGGUAAGAGGAGCAUUGCCAAUGUUUGAACUGGUAGAACGCCAGCCAUCACAUUUCUCCAAUCCUGAUGUUCUGAAUCUCACACCAGACUCCUCCGAUGCCGACAGAUUGGAAAGGUUCUUUGACUCGGAAGAUGAAGACUUUGAAAUCUUAUCCCUUUGAAAGCAAACAGGAAACUGACUGCAAAUCUGUGUUAUGUGAGGGGAGGAGGGGGGGAGGGAAGCUCCUUUGAGAGCCAGGGGCUACCAGUUUUCAUAGGCGCUUGCUGCCAUCCCUGCCUCUUGUCCAUCCUGGCAUUCUGUGCAGCUUCUGAAUGGAGUGUGUGUUGUCUGUGUUGGGGUGAAGGACCAAGUGGGUAUUAGAGCCUUACUGGCUGGAGUCAGGAUUUCUCAGCAAUUGCUGGAAGUGGAUGCAGUGGUGCCUAGGAAUUCAAAGCCUAUUUGUUACAAAAGCAGGUCAGUUGGCCUUUUGGGGGAGCAGCAGAAACCCUUAGAGUGCUAAAUCCUUACAUGGGGACUCCUCUGUGAAGCUUAAAUAGAACCACCCCUCAUUUAGCAGGUGAAAUGUACGCUUAAUUCCUUUAGUGACUUAGUGGCCAACUUGAACUGCACCUAAUGAUGCAAAUUAACAGUGGAUGCACUGUGGAGGCAGACAACUAUGGAGCCCUAAGAGUGUGGAUGUCCCUGUUUCCUACAGUAAAAUUCCUCAUUAUGCUUUGUGUAACAGCACUUCCUUGCAGGUGCAAUACUCCUUUUCCACUCACAUCCUAUCAAAAGGCAGUUAGGAUAAUUUAAGAGAUAAGUGACUAGCAAUUCAAUAAGCAAAAGGCUGUCCGGGAAAGAUUGGAGCAGAUUUAUCCAACUGGAGAGGAACAUAAUCUGAGUAUAACAGCAGGAAGGAGGAGGAAGAAAAGAGAAAAUGUAUGUGUUCUUCCUCAGUGAGUUAAUCUCUUAACAAAUCAUAAAAUGUUAUUAAUUUCUACAGAAAGUAUCUUUAUGGAAGUUGCUUUGAGCAGAGAACGGGAUUCCACAGCCAUGGGAAAAAAAAAAGAAUAGUCCAUAGAAGGGAGAGGGCAGAAUAGGACACCUGAGAAUCUACCAGUCAUCAGAUUACUUGUGCCUGUGCCAGGCAGGGAGUCUAGUGCAUUAAUUAUGCUGGUACCAAAAAAGUGGGCUGUAAAAUUCUCAAAUUAUCCUCUAUGGUAUGUUCAGCAGUUCCUCCAACUCCUCCUGUUAGAAGGUCCCUUUCCAAAUGAGAAGAGGGCCUGAAGGUUAACUAGGCCUCAUAGCUGCAUUAGUACCUUUUCGUUUUCUGUUCUGGAGAUUUAUCUUCCCCCAGAAUAUGUGCACAAACAUACUCUAGGAACUAAUCUGGAGAAAUCCAUUUCAAGUAAUCAUCCCAAAGAGGUCAGCAGAGAUAGAAUACUGUGAAAAGAUCCAACAUACUUCUAUGGGAAAUUUUAGCUACUUUAAGGUAACAGGUCUGCCUAUAGUCCUUAUCUGCAUAAACAGAAUUCGGGUAAAGAUUAGCUGAGGAAGAGAGUUAUCUUAAUGCAAACUAAACUGAAGUUAAACUGAGUUGCUGAAGUAGUUUCCUUAGUGCAUGCUGCAGGCUGCAUUCUGUUUACAAAAUUUUGUUUUGUACAUUUAGGAUCAGAACCUGCCAGUUGAUGCUUUUGUGCCCAAAGGUGGUGACAACUGGCUACAAAUGACCCAUUUCUCCGUGACUGACCUACUGAUGCUCUUAACUGUCCAUAUGCCAUCCAAAAGCAAAGGUUUGAACUUGAAACCACAAUGCUUCUGUCACUAAAUUAUUACUUGCUGCUUGGACUGCUUCUCUCCUUUCUUGUAGUUAGGGGAGGAGGUAGCAGAGAAGGUGGGGCUGUGCUCCAUUCAUCUGCUUUCACUUUAUAUCUGAAUAAAUGGAUCUAAAAUCUUU